Messenger RNA from Plectropomus leopardus (leopard coralgrouper), 2518 nucleotides. RefSeq names its product neuropeptide Y receptor Y8b (gene npy8br). Gene Ontology annotation, molecular function: neuropeptide binding; neuropeptide Y receptor activity. Gene Ontology annotation, biological process: G protein-coupled receptor signaling pathway. The record is from RefSeq and is a predicted model, not a curated record. NCBI's taxonomy places the organism in Eukaryota, Metazoa, Chordata, Actinopteri, Perciformes, Serranidae. Gene Ontology annotation, cellular component: plasma membrane; neuron projection.
CUACCUCCUCUCCGACCAAAAACUCUUGUUGUGUGUCUCACCUGAUGCAAAGCAGCGCUGGAAGUCCAACAACAACAACAAAGGACAUAUCGGAGAGCAGUGAGCACACACGGUGCUACACCGGAGGACGGAGGAGUCUCCUCCACCUGUCCGGAGCCGAGCGAGCAGACACACAGCUGCGAACAGGCGGACAGGCGGGUCCAGGACAGCGGCAGAGACCGAGGGCACCAAAUGAGGUCUGUUGUAAAGACCGCCAAAGAUUAAGCAUGAAGGCAAGCUGAAAGAAAAUGCAAAUAUUGUUCAUGAAGUAAUUACAGCAGGUGUGACAAAACAAAUUAGUUCAAUUAAUCCCUGCCGUUUGAAGUGAGCCCAGGAAAAAACCACCAUGGAACAGCAGCACAACACCAAUCACAACCAAGCCUUGUGGAAAGAGAUACCAUGGGAUUUCACCGAGGACUGCUCGCUCUCAGUGAGUGGCACCACAUUUCUCAUCGUUGCUUACAGUACAGUCAUGGCAGUGGGUCUCAUUGGGAACUCCUGCCUGGUGUUUGUCAUCACGCGGCACAAAGAGAUGCACAAUGUCACCAACAUCUUCAUCGUCAACCUAUCCUGUUCCGACAUCCUCGUGUGCAUCGUAUGCCUGCCAGUCACUAUUAUCUACACACUGAUGGACCGCUGGAUCCUGGGAGAUGUCCUCUGUAAGCUCACACCCUUCAUCCAGUGUACGUCAAUCACCGUGUCCAUUUUCUCCCUCGUCCUCAUCGCCAUGGAGCGCUACCAGCUCAUUGUCCACCCGACUGGAUGGAAGCCAAUGGUGGGCCAGUCCUACUUGGCCGUUGCUGUCACCUGGAUCGUGGCCUUCCUAAUCUCGGUGCCUUUCCUCUCAUACAGCGUGCUCACCUUGCCUUUCCAGAACCUGAGUGUCCCCUUCCCAGUCAAUGACCACCUUGUUUGCAUGGAGCGGUGGCCAUCUGUUCAAGAACGGCGAGCUUACACCACCUCCUUGCUUGUCUUCCAGUACUUCCUCCCCCUCGCCCUCAUCAUGGUCUGCUACCUGCACGUCUACCUGCGCCUCAGGAGGAGGAAGGACAUGGUGGACCGCGGCAGGAACACCACCCAAAAGAAAAACAAAGGUGCCACGAGGAUCAACGCCAUGUUAGUUGCCAUAGUGGUUGCAUUCGCCCUUUCCUGGCUCCCUCUCAAUGUCUUCAACACAGUGUUUGACUGGAACCACGAGGCCAUCCCGUCCUGUGGCCAUGACAUCAUUUUCUCGUUCUGCCACCUCACAGCCAUGGCCUCCACCUGCGUUAACCCCAUCAUCUACGGUUUCCUCAACAGCAAUUUCCAGAAGCAACUCAAGUCUACCCUGUUGCGCUGUCGCUGCUGGGGGGUGACAGAGAGGUAUGAGAGCGUCCCGCUCUCUACUGUCAGCACAGAGGUCACCAAGGGGUCGAUCUUGAGCAAUGGAUCAAUCAGCAUCAAUACUUAGAUCCGAGCCUUUUCAGUAAAAGACAAAGAGACUAUCGGGGCCCCUUCAGCCCUCAUUCUGUCAUCCUUUGGAGCUUUUCUUGCUUCGUUGCAUCCAAAAGUGAGGUUGACACUUACAAAGUUAUAAACCUCACAACAGCAGUCCAGAGGGAGCUGACUGGAGACACUUAACCAGCAUGGCGCGCUGCCCUCAAUUCAGUAUGAGUUCACAUGUAAGAGGAAGUAGAUAACAAAUUGAUGGUGCAAAGGUUGGACAAGUUUAAGCAUUGUAGAGCGAGUUACUGAAGGCACUUUACAUGAGCACUUUUGCAACUGCAGUCUGUACAGUCCAUUCCCCGUGUGUUGUGGAUGCUCUCGAAUGAAGAGACAGCAUUUGAUCUGCAAUACAUCUGUCAUAUUUCUUUCCAAAGCACUGGGAUCUACUCAGGAGUCACAUUCUGAUGAAUAUCAGCUGUUAAGGGUUUGCUUUUCACUUUAACCUGCUUUAAUUGUGAGAAAUUAAACCACCCAAGAGGACUGAAAGGACAAAGGGGGAUGGGGUUCCUUCACAUUUUGCUGUUUUAUAUUGAUAGUAUUGGUAAAAAUAUUCAGAGAUUGUAAAAUGUGAUGUGUUUAUGAUUAUCGACUGAGCUGUUUCGACAUGACUGAAGGAGGGAACAUUAAUGCAUUAAAUGUGCCUCCAGGCGUUCACUGAGACGAUUUACUAGCAUCAUCUUAAUGCAUUUCUUAUUACCUAAAAUCACCACAAACGACAUAAUGAUCUUUUACAGAAAACCUUGGCGAGAGCUGUAUACAUUCCAUGCCGUCAGCCAAGGUUUGUGCUUCACUAUAUUGUGGGUGUGGGAUGUUUUUUCCUCAUAAAAUGUGCCAUUCAACAACCAUACAUCAAGUGCCAUAAAACAAAAUAAAAGAGGCAGUAAAGGACUCUGUCGGAGCGAGGUUCCUCUGCUGUAUAUAACAUUACUAAAUACAUGUAUGUGACACAGUUAUAGUUUAUGGUGUGGUGGGGAAUCAAGAGCACUGUGUAGCA